Molecule: messenger RNA, 324 nt
Organism: Eurypyga helias (sunbittern)
Lineage: Eukaryota; Metazoa; Chordata; Aves; Eurypygiformes; Eurypygidae
Product: ETS translocation variant 5-like
Exons: 2
Biological process (GO): cell differentiation; regulation of transcription by RNA polymerase II
Cellular component (GO): nucleus
Molecular function (GO): sequence-specific DNA binding; DNA-binding transcription factor activity, RNA polymerase II-specific
Source: RefSeq, a predicted model, not a curated record
GUAGCGCGGCGCUGGGGCAUCCAGAAGAACCGGCCAGCCAUGAACUACGACAAGCUCAGCCGCUCCCUGCGCUACUACUAUGAGAAGGGCAUCAUGCAGAAGGUGGCCGGCGAGCGGUAUGUCUAUAAGUUCGUCUGCGACCCCGACGCCCUCUUCUCCAUGGCCUACCCUGACAACCAGCGCCCCUUCCUGAAGACGGAGCCUGACUGCCCGGUGCCGGAGGAGGAGACGGUGCCGCUGACGCACUUCGAGGACAGCCCGGCGUACCUCCUGGAGAUGGAUCCCUGCGGCAGCCUUCCCUACGCGGAGGGCUUUGCUUACUGA